Messenger RNA from Colias croceus (clouded yellow), 1449 nucleotides. RefSeq lists its product as uncharacterized. Gene Ontology annotation, molecular function: nucleic acid binding. The coding region runs from base 1 to 1449 and encodes 482 amino acids. NCBI's taxonomy places the organism in Eukaryota, Metazoa, Arthropoda, Insecta, Lepidoptera, Pieridae. The record is from RefSeq and is a predicted model, not a curated record. The transcript has 4 exons. Gene Ontology annotation, biological process: DNA integration.
AUGGCUUCAAAAGUAAUUAAAAAUCAAGCGGAUUUGUUGUCAAGAUUAGAAAAGGCACAAAUAAACUUUAAGAAGAGUCCGAAAGGUAGAAUCACUAAGCAGUAUUUGGAAACUAGAAUAAAAAAUUUGGAAGAUUUUUAUUUAGAAUUCAAACGAAAUCAUACAGAGCUAAUACAAAUAGUAACAUCGGAACAACUAGAAUCUUUACCAUAUUUUAUAGAAGACGACUAUAAUAAGUUUGAGGAGAUAUACAUAGACCAUGUGACGGAACUAAAAGAGAAGCUUGAAGAAGUGUUCAAUAACCCGAUACCAACAUCGAAUACGAUGACUAGUGACGAUGUUAGAACUGACGAUGAUUUUUUGAAGCGUUUUUGGGAACUAGAAGCUGAGCCAGAUAUGAUUGUUAAGAAAUUUACAAGAGAGGAACAAUUGUGUGAAGAGCUGUAUGAAAAAUCAACUGUUCAAGGGAUUGCGUUUGAAGAAGAGAUCAAGGUUUUAGAGAAUAAAAAGGAUAUACCGAAGAGAAGUCCCCUUCGUACUCUUUGUCCCAUUUUAGAUCGAAAUGGAAUAUUAAGAGUCGGUGGUCGGAUUGAUAAGGCUCACGCAAACCAUAACACGAAGCACCCGAUAAUUAUGCCAGCUAAGUCUCAUCUUACCCAGUUGUUAAUAUCGGAUGCUCACGAAAAAACUUUGCACGGUGGACCGCAAAUCAUGAUAAAUUACAUUCGGACAAAAUAUUGGAUAGUACGCUGUAGGGAUCUAGUAAAACAACAUUAUAGGAAGUGCCUCACGUGCUUACGAUAUUCGAAAGCAUCGAGAGUGCAGUUAAUGGGACAGCUUCCAGAUACUAGACUGAAGCCUUGCAAGCCAUUUACGGCAACCGGUGUUGAUUAUGCAGGCCCAGUCAAUAUUAAGUUUUCUCCAGGUCGAGGGGCAAAGUCUUAUAAAGGCUACAUUUGUCUUUUCGUCUGUAUGGUCACAAGGGCUAUACACAUUGAGGCUGUAACAGAUUUAACCGCUAAGGGAUUUAUCGCCGCUUUUAGACGCUUCACGUCUAGACGUGGACGUUGCCAGGAUUUGUUCAGUGAUAAUGGCACAAACUUUGUUGGUGCGGACAAACAUUUACGAGAAAUGUUUGACUCUGCUAAAUCCAGUUUACCUAAUGAAAUUGCGGAACUUCUUACAUUGGAAUUUACGACGUGGCAUUUUAUACCGCCGCAAUCACCUAAUUUUGGAGGGAUAUGGGAGGCCGGAGUGCGUUGUGCUAAGAACCAUUUGAAACGGGUCAUAGGUGACAGCAUUUUAACGUAUGAGGAAUUAGCUACAGUACUAUCACAGAUCGAAGCAUGUCUUAAUUCUAGGCCAAUUUCUGUUAUUAGUAGUGAAGCAGAUGACCCUCUCCCACUGACCCCAGCCUCCGGUAGAGACCCUGCAUCUGAAUGGGUGUAA